CUCCCUCUCUCCCUCUGUCGAUGAUGCUGUGCAACACAGUCAGCAGAUGUGACUGUACACAGAAGGGGUGCAAACAAAGAGGCGCAGAACUGUGCUGCCCGCAGAGAGACAAGAGGGACACGGAGAGGCAGAGAGGGAGUGUGUGUGUGUGCAUGUGUAUAGACAGCCAGCCAGACAGCCAGAUCGACAGACAGACCUAAGCCAGAAAUACGACAUUGGCCAAUGCAGCCAGGCAGGCAGGCAGGCAGGCCGCGACCACACGCACCAGACCCACUCACUCACAGGCGACAGACAGACAAACACACCAAUCCAGCACCAGCAUCAAUCAGCAGCCAUCCCAGCACCCAACUAAGUCACCAAUCCCACUUAUCAGUUUUCCCUCUCUCUCUCUCUCUCUCUCUUGUCAUCUUGGCCACCAAAACAGACAGCAAACAGCCAGCUCAUAGCAGUCAGUCAGUAAGGUAGGAGGCAAACAAUGGUACAAUGCAGUGCAUGAGUGCACUCAUUCCAUCACACGACAAAACAAUGGUACACCCCAUCAGCCGAGACUAGAAGGAGCCAGAGAGAGAAAGCGACAAAGAGCCGUACGUGUAGUCAGUCAGUAUGCACAGAGAAAAAUGCGAUCGGGGGAGAACAAGAAGCAGGCCAAUAAGCCUGCCCCCCUCGUCCCCACACCAUCCAUCCAUCCAUCCACUCGGCCAUAUCAUGCCUGCCUGCCUGCAUCAACCAUCCAUGCGCUGCAUCACACCAUGGUCCCAGACUGUCUGUCCUGUCCAGCAGCUCUCGCCGCGUUUAUAUCGAUACGCGAGAGCGCCGGCCAAAGUCACACACACCCGCACCCAGGCAGACGACGCCCACACGAGGCAGGUCACACCUCUUCCUUGGCCCGGACGCCUUCGCUUUGUGGGCUGCAGUCCCUCUCGCCUCCCAGCAUGGUCGGGCUGUUUGGCAGAGACGAGGACGGGCCACAAAUGCCGCCAUAGUCGUGCAGCCGCGGCCUCGGCCACCCGCCCUCCCAGUCGCUGCAUGAACCAUCCGCAUGGUUCCUCCUUAUGUCAAUGCUGAGAACCCGAUGGUGGUGGGUGUGGUGGCGGGUCUCCCUGCCGGCCAUGGGCGAGUGGCUCGCGACGUCCCUGCGGUUGCUCCGACUGUGUGUGUCGUGUUGGGUGAGGGCGUGCGCUGCGACUGCACCACCGGUGUGGAUGUCGUUGUCUGAUGGGCAUGGGUCGUCGAUGUCGAUGCUGGUCAUGGACAGAACCUUGGCGGGCGUCAUGCCGCCGUGUCCGUUGGUCUGCUGGCUGGUGGAGAGCUCCUCCUCGUCGUAGAGGCCGUCCUCCUCCGCCAGGCCCUUGCGCUUGGUGCAGUCGUGGCUGUCGGUGCGGGUGAGGUUGGCCAGCUCCGAAAGACUGGCAGUGGUGCUCAUGCGCACGCGACGCUGCACCAACACACACACAAACGGGAUCAUUCAUUCAUAUCAAAUCAUGCCAUUCAUUCAAUCAGUCACGUGAAAGUCUCUCUCGCGCUACACGUCCCUCCCGCUCCGCUACCCCCGCCCCGCUCUCUGGCUAAUCAAUCUCGCUUCUUGCUGCCCCCUGCUGCAGAUCUACUGGCCGCAGCGCUCCCCUGGUCCCUUUCGCCACUGAGUGUGUCCAUCAUCAUUACCUGCUCGCCAGCAUGGUCGUCGCCGUGUGCGGUCCUGGCGUGGCUCCUCGCGAGAGUGACGACUCCCGCCAGGACGAGGGAUAUCCCCACGCCGUAUAGCGAUGGCAGCAUGGGCCGCUCCCCCAGCACCACCAUGCCCGCCACGCUGCGGCAGGCGAUCAGGAAGGCCAUCGUGGUGGGCACGAUGAACACCGCCUGGAACUGAUGGAUGGAUGAUGGACGAAAAGAAACGACACACAAUCAGGUGUGGUGUGGUGUGGAUGGCAUGGCUUGUGUCGGGUGUUUUGGUGAGCUGGAUGUGCUGUGCCUACCGUACCUGUGAGAGUCCCUUGUUGAAGAAGUAUAGUUGGCCGAGAGCCGACCCCACCGCAGCGAUGACAAAGAUAUAGAACUCUCCCGGGAGCCCCAGGAACAUCCCAGCCGUGAAGCCCGCGGCGUUGCCGGUGGCCCCGUUGGUGGCCUCCACGCCCCGCUCCGCAGACGCCGCCACCUCCUUGGCAUUAACCAGCUCGAUGGCCGUCUUGGCUGCUAUCGUCACAUUCGCACCCCAAAGCGCCGCUGAUGCUGCGAAUGGAUGGAGAGACAAACAAAGAGGCAGGCGGACGUGGAUGCGAUGCAUGCCUAAUGCAUGUGACAGACACAUUGCCUCUGUGUGGCUGCUCAGCGUCUCACCGGCAACACAGAACUGCUUGAGCCUGGGCCACUUCUCGACUAUCUUUUGAGACCCGAGCACGGCCACCACGACUAGAGCCCCCCAGACGAUGGCAUAGAUAAUGAAGGUGGGUCUCGUAUAGAGGUAGACGACAUCGGUGCGGCUGAAUCCGCCGCUGCCGUGUGGGCCGUAUAGGACGACCAAGAGGAUGCCGCCGAUGAUGACCAGCGACCCGAUGACGUCGGCCCGACCGAUGGACUCACCCGUCAGGAAAUAAGCCGCCAAGACAUUCCAGAAGAUAUGCAGACCCUGACAGACAGAUCAAUGGAUGGAUGGACACCAAGCAGAGGGCAGAGAGGACGGACACACACGCAUGCACGUUGCAUGUCUGCUUGCAUGAAGCUUCCUUGUGUGUGUGGGAGGCAUCUCAUCUACCGCAAAGGGCGAGAGCAUCGACUGAGCAGAACAGAAGGAGCGAACAAAACAGACAGAGAUGUCAUAAACCCAUCCAUCAACAGACAGACCAGGCCCCCUCCCAUGCCUCUCACCGCUGCAGCGAAGGUCAGGCCUCCGAGAGUGAGUAGAGGGUCCACCACAGCAAUCAUGACGAUGCCAAUGAGCCACAGCGGCCUCUUGAUAAGAGGACGUUGCUCCGAAGCGGCCUUCUGUCGCUCCUUGACAAAGCUCAGUCGGACCAGAUUGUCCGCUAUCGCCCCCUGGCACGAGUUGACGGCGGCCAACGCCACACCCAGCCACCACAUGCCCAUUCUCGACGAGGGGGGCACACUAUCGACGCUUCAGCGGUCCUCAGAGGGGAAUCGUUGUUCCGAUACGCCCGUUCUCAGCUCAAGUCUUUCGGGAGAAAACAACUCGUCGCCGCUUCAGGCGAUUCAUCAGCUCGAUGGGCUCACCAUAUUGCCAUCCAUAUCACCUCGCCAGUCCUGUUUUUUCCUCUCCG
Messenger RNA from Vitrella brassicaformis, 3272 nucleotides. Lineage: Eukaryota; Vitrellaceae. The record is from the annotation of a GenBank genome assembly.